Molecule: messenger RNA, 2969 nt
Organism: Mugil cephalus (flathead mullet)
Lineage: Eukaryota; Metazoa; Chordata; Actinopteri; Mugiliformes; Mugilidae
Gene: nkx6-2
Product: NK6 homeobox 2
Exons: 3
Coding region: 588-1439 (283 amino acids)
Biological process (GO): cell differentiation; regulation of transcription by RNA polymerase II
Cellular component (GO): nucleus
Molecular function (GO): RNA polymerase II cis-regulatory region sequence-specific DNA binding; DNA-binding transcription factor activity, RNA polymerase II-specific
Source: RefSeq, a predicted model, not a curated record
GCAUCCGCUCGGCACAGACGCGCUUCGUGGAGCGGCGAAGUUUCCGUCUCCUCCAAUCAGGACGCCGCCUCUCUCGGCCUCGUCCAAUGGGAAUAGCGCGCGUGCAGGUGGCUGCGCUGUUAUCAGCGAGUCCCGCGUCGGUCCCAGCGUAGAGCGAGUCAAUGUAUGGAAAAGACGAGCCGACCUCUUAAUGGUUCCCAUCAAAACCACUAAAAAACAGCAGCGGAGCGGGCGACGACUUCCGUGAGGAUUCCUGUGGCGGACGCACGCGGCUUCCUCCCAGCUGACGAGAACAAACACGAGGAGAGACAUUUUUUUGUGGGGAGUUUUUUUUUUUUUCGCCAAGCGCUUCAACUUCCUGAGACAAGAAGAAGUUUGGGUUUAGCUCAAGUUUUUCCCCCCCCAGCAUCUCCAGACUCUUUCGCCCAGGAUACUUUUGGAACAGGCGGCAGAAGUGGCCUGGCUCCUGAACACCUCCUCCUCCACCACCUCCUCCUCCUCCUCCUCUCUCCUCUGCGCUUUUAUCCACUCUGACUAGUUUAUGUGCCGUUUUUAACCCACGCGACUUUGGUGGUUCAUGUUCACAAAUGUUAGCGGUCGGGCAGAUGGAGGCUAACCGGCAGAGUGCUUUCGUCCUGGGCAGCACCCCGCUGGCGGCGUUGCACAACAUGACCGAGAUGAAGACGUCCCUGUUCCCGUACGCGCUGCAGCAGAGCCCGGGGGGCUUCAAGACGCCCUCGCUGUCCAGCCUCAACUCCCACCUCUCCGGGGGGACCCCGCACGGAAUAAGCGACAUCCUGGGCAGACCCAUCACCACGGCCGGACAGCUGCUCUCCGGGUUCCCACGAAUAAACGGCCUGGCCACCACCGCGGCCGCCGCGGCGGCAGGAAUGUACUUCAGCCCAGCGGUGUCGCGGUAUCCGAAGCCCCUGGCCGAGCUGCCGGGGAGGGCGCCCAUCUUCUGGCCCGGAGUGAUGCAGGGUUCUCCGUGGAGGGACCCGCGGGUUCCUUGUCCCACCCAGACUAGCUUAAUGAUGGACAAGGACGGCAAGAAGAAACACUCCAGACCCACUUUUUCAGGACAGCAAAUUUUUGCACUGGAGAAAACUUUCGAGCAGACUAAAUACCUGGCCGGACCAGAGAGGGCCCGGCUGGCCUACUCCUUAGGAAUGACCGAGAGCCAAGUCAAGGUUUGGUUUCAGAACAGACGGACCAAGUGGCGAAAGAGACACGCGGCCGAGAUGGCCACGGCCAAGAAGAAGCACGACUCGGAGACGGAGAAAAUGAAGGAGAGCUCGGACAACGAGGACGACGACGACUACAACAAACCGCUGGACCCAAACUCAGACGACGAGAAAAUCACGAGACUGUUGAAAAAGCACAAGGCCACCAACCUGGCGCUGAUCAGCCCCUGCAGCAACAGCUCGGACACCUUGUGAUGCCCGAGCGUCCAACGUGGGGGACUUUUGUCGCACUCUUUCUGACCCCGUUCCCACCUGACAGCUGCCGACAUGCGUGUGAAGUGAUCGCGUUUUUUUUUUUUUUAAAUAUUCCCCGAGAAAGUGCGUAAAAACGAAAAGAGAGAGAAAAAAAACGCGAGCGUGCGCCAAGACGCGCGGAGGAACUCGCCCACCAAAGCGUGGGCCCGCGUCCGAAACCACCCGCAGACACUGUUACCCACGGAGCUGUAACUCCUGUCAGAUCUGGACUGCAAGGAGACUGACAAAAGACAUGCUCGGUGUCACUUUAAAAAGGACAAGAAUGCUCGGGGAGGAAGUUUUGGACGCAAUUUUUACGCAAUACCGGAGUUUUAACAACAGGUGUAAAUGUAAACAAAAUAUCCUUAGACACACAAUCCGGAUCAGUGUUGGGAGCAUUAGUCAUCACUUUUAUGACAGAAAUAGUGUCGAGUUAGUCAUCCAGUGUAGCUCAUAACACCAGUUAUGUUGUUAUCCGUUAAGACUCUACAUAAUAUUACACAUGAAGAAGUAAAGGAGGUCACUAGACUCACAUCCUAAUUAUGAGCGUCUUAUUUUCACUGUUAAUUUAAUAAUAUUUCCAGCUCCUUUUUUUACUUACAGAACGUAAAGUGCACACAUGUUUGAUAUCAUUCAGCUUUUUUUAUUUUUUUAUUUUCCUGGGGUCUAACAGAAGCAGCUAUUUGUCUGAUGCAGCUCUGAUUCUACUGGAAGCUUUUUUUUUUUUAUCAGAACAGAUCGAGUUAGGAGCCGACACUGAUCCGGAUCCCAGGCGCAUGUUUGAAUCGGCAGGUGUGAACGGGGCCUGUGACGCUUCUAAAGCUCAGUUUAACCAGGGUAUCCACAGUCCGAAGGGGCAAGAGAGGAAAAGGUCCGGGGAGGGCGACGGACUCGUGCCGCAGAUGAAAAUGUAUGAGAUUGUAUAUAUAUUUUUUACUGAAUAAGUUAUGUUUGUUUCAAGCAGUGGAAACGUGGCAGCCUUGUUUUUUUGUUUUGUUUUUUUUGUUUUGUUCUCCUCCGCAGCACUGACGCGCUUAUCCCCCCUCAGAUUCACCUGCUGCUUCAUUUUUAAUUCCUCUACAGCAAAACCAUCGCUCUCUCUUUUUUUUUCCUCCUUCCACAUUUUUUGGUAUCAACUCAGUUCCAACACACAAAUGUAUAGACGCAAAAUGCUGUAAAUAAUAACUGUAAAAAAAAAAAUAAGAAAAAAAAUAAGAAAAAAAUAAGAAAAAAAGGCAGCUUGUUUUAACGGCAUCAGGACAGUUUGCUUUCAUUUCAUUCGGUUUUUACCUCAUCAUGCAGCGGGGCAGGAGCAUCGUUUAUGUUGGAUUUAAAGAGAGUAUUAUUGCUUCCGGGAAGGUUAUAGGAAGAAAAAAAAACUUUGUAUUAUGAAUAAAUUAUUUAACAAGCAUUUGUUUUUGUUCUGUUUUGGGUUUUAUUUGAAUGUAUGGGCUUAAUAUAAAUUAAAGAUAAAUUCCUGACUAUCGAUAA